AUGCUCAUGCACAGAAAGUAUAAGAGAAAGCAAAAACGUCAAGUAGUUAAGCGUAAUGAGCUUAGUCUUCAUCAAAAUAAAGACUUAAUUGAUAAAUUAAGUGGGAGUAAAUUUGCCAAGACAGAAAAAUUGGUAAAAUCUUCAGCAAUGUCUUGA
Messenger RNA from Funneliformis mosseae, 156 nucleotides. The record is from the annotation of a GenBank genome assembly. Lineage: Eukaryota; Fungi; Glomeromycota; Glomeromycetes; Glomerales; Glomeraceae.